AUGUUGGAGGCGAAGCUGAGGCCCGACGUCAUCAGCUGCAACGCUGGGAUGAGCGCUUGCGAGAAGAGUAAGCAGUGGCAGCAGGCUUUGGCGCUGCUCAUCGAGGCGCGGGAGGCGAAAUUGGAGCCCGACGUCACCAGCUACAACGCUGGGAUGAGCGCUUGCGAGAAGAGUAAGCAGUGGCAGCAGGCUUUGGCGCUGCUCAUCGAGGUGCGGCAGGCGAAGCUGGAGCCCGACGUCAUUAGCUACAGCGCUGGGGUCAGCGCGUGCACGAGGGGCGAACAGUGGCAGCCAGCUCUGGCGCUGCUCAGGGAGAUGCUGGAAGCGAAGCUGAGGCCCGACGUCAUCAGCUACAACGCUGGGCUCAAUGCGUGCGCGAAGGGCGAGCGGUGGCAGUCAGCUUUGGCGCUGCUUGACGAGAUGUUGGAUAUGAAGUUGAAUCCCAACAUCGAAAGCUACAACGCUGGGAUGAACGCGUGCAAGGAAAGCAAGCACUGGCAGCUGGCUUUGACGCUGCUCAGCGAGGUGCGGGAGGCGAAGCUGGAGCCGGACGUCAUCAGCUACAGCAUUGGGCUCAGCGCAUGCGAGAAGUGCGAGCAGUGGCAGCGGGCUUUGUCGCUACUCAGGGAGAUGAGGGAGGUUAUAUUGGAGCCCGAGAUCAUCAGCUACAACGCUGGGCUCAGCACGUGCGGGAAGAGCGGGCGUUGGCAGUGGGCUUUGGCACUGCUCAGAGAGAUGCGGGAGGUGAGAUUGGACCCGAAUCGGCAGCUGCAGCGCUGCGGUCAGCGCGUGCCAGAGGGGCGAGCAUUGGCAGAGGGCUUUGUUGCUGCUCAGAGAACUGCGCUGGAUGGGACUGCGCCCAAGCUUGUGGAUGUAUGGGAUUGCAGCGAGCAUGUGCGAGCAGGGCGGACACAGGAGGCUGGUACAGUCGUUGACGUGGGAGGUGUGCGGCGUAAUCGAAGCGGAGUGACCUACAGCGCUGGGAUCAGCGCGUGCGAGAAGUGCGGGCGGUGGCAGCGUGCUUUGGCGCUGCUCAGCGAGAUGCGGGAUUUUAAGUUGGAGCCCGAGAUCAUCAGCUACAGCGCUGGGAUUAGCGCGUGCGAGAAGAGUAAGCAGUGGCAUUGGGCGCUGGCGCUGCUCAGCGAGAUGCCAGAGGCAAAGCUGGAGCCCGAUGUUCUCAGCUACAGCGCUGGGAUCGACGCGUGCGGGAAGAGCGGGCAGUGGCAGCGGGCUUUGGUGCUAUUCAAUGGGAUGUCGGAUGCCAAGGUGGAUCCUGACGUCAUCACCUUCAACAGAUGCAACGCCGCGCUCAGUGCGUGCGAGGAGGGCGAGCAGUGGCGGUGGGCUUUGAGGCUGCUCUCAGAGAUGCCAGAAAUGGUAUUGGAGCCCAGCGCUUGCAGCUACACUGUCGCAAUUACUGCCCUCUUGCGCAAGGGAUGCUUGCAGUCUAGGGAGAACGCAGGCCAGGGUAUAUCAUCCCCCUCGUCCUCAUCAUCACCCAUUUCUCCUUGUGAGGAUAAUGCGGACCGGUAG
Molecule: messenger RNA, 1533 nt
Organism: Prorocentrum cordatum
Lineage: Eukaryota; Dinophyceae; Prorocentrales; Prorocentraceae
Source: the annotation of a GenBank genome assembly